AUGGAAGUGAUGCUGGAGAAGUCACGAAUGGAUCAUCAGAAGAUCAUGCAGAUACAAAUGGAGAAUCAAGCUAAGAACCUUGCAGAAGCAAAAAAACUUGCGAAGCAAGAACAGAUACGAAUGGAGCAUGCGAAAAAGGAGAUGAUUGCACUGGUGGCUCCGCUGCGUCUCAACCCUCCGCCAGAUCCAGAUCCGCCGCACCCAGAUCCUCCCGACCCUCCCGAUCCUCCAGAUCUCGCCUCCUUCAAUUCUGCCGUCCUUGGUCCCCCUGCUACACCGUCUCGCCGCAUCCUUUCCUCGGUGAAUCUUCGUGUCCUCUUCGCCAUGACGGUUGCCGUUGCUGGCGAUCCUCUGUCUAAGUCGCCGGAGCUCUUCCUCGACGUCCCUCCACCGCCUGUUCUGCAGCUUCUCGCUCAGUCUCUAGGUCGUAGAGUUGUCUGUCUCAAGCUCAACUCCUUCCCUCUCCAGAUCCGUCAGUAUGAGGAUGUUACGCUCUUACCUCUGCUUGAGGUUGCUGUUCGAAAUCUCCAGCCAAUCUCAGUUCCAUCCUUUGUUCAUAUGGUAUGGUUAACUAGAGUUGUGAUGGACAUAGAUUUUGUUAGAAGCUUUCUGUGCUGUGAGCCUCUGAAGUGUGUCCCGUUUGUGGAAACUUCAAGCUCUCUUGGUGAUACUAACUUGUAUGCAGGAUGGUUUCUUUUCCAAGACUCUUCAGGCUCUUGCGAUAGCCACUUAUCUCCUAACGGGCGUUUAUUAGCUCCAGACUUAGCUGCUGGAAAGCUUGCCCUAUCAACUGCUUUUCUUGAAGCAGCAUUUGCUGGACUCAUAGCAUUGGAUGUGCUAUUCGACUCCCAAAGCCUCAACCUUCCUUUAAUCUCUAAAGAUGUUGUUAACUAUCUUUAUGAAAUUAGAAAUACAUGGUCUACGCAAGGGAUCUUAGCAUCGCAUGGUCGGACAACAGCCAGUACUGGUCAUGGGUACCUCUCCGGGGUGAAUGGAACGUUCAACACGAGUGAACUGACACCAGGGACAAAGUACGAGGUCGUGUACGUGGUGAAGUUAGAAAAUACAGCUUCUGGAUGGGAGAUACCGGUGAACCUGAAGUUGACCGUGGCCAGAAGUGGAGGAAGGCCGCAAGAGCAUAGUGUGCGCUUGAAGGAGCAUAUAGGGAGAUUGUGGGUAGAUAUACCAGCCGGCGAGUUCAUAAUGUCCCCCGAGAUUGCCGGAGAGAUCAGUUUCUCCAUGUAUGAGAUCGCAUCUGGCUCUUGGAAAAGAGGGCUCUGUGUCAAAGGUGUUGAAAUUCGUCCCAAAAACUAA
Messenger RNA from Microthlaspi erraticum, 1314 nucleotides. The record is from the annotation of a GenBank genome assembly. Lineage: Eukaryota; Viridiplantae; Streptophyta; Magnoliopsida; Brassicales; Brassicaceae.